GAGAGCCAGGCUGAGGUUCUCCGGCUGCAGAAGCAGAAAGAGGAACUCUGCGCUCAGAUCCGGGACCUCAGCCUCCCGGUGGAUCUGGCCUCUGAUUCGCUGCCCGACCUCAAGAAGCAACAGCGCCUCCUGGAGGCCGAAGUGAGCGAGAAGAGGGAAGAGAUCUGCACGCUUUCUGCCAAGAUACAGAAGCAGCAACAGGUCCACAUGCGCUUUGAGAUGGAGAUGGAGAGGAUGAAGCAGAUGCAUCAGAAGGAGUUGGAGGAUAAAGAGGAAGAGUUGGAGGACGUACACAAGUCUUCUCAGAGAAGG
Messenger RNA from Notothenia coriiceps (black rockcod), 312 nucleotides. RefSeq names its product unconventional myosin-XVIIIa-like. The annotation marks the transcript as partial. The transcript has 2 exons. Lineage: Eukaryota; Metazoa; Chordata; Actinopteri; Perciformes; Nototheniidae. The record is from RefSeq and is a predicted model, not a curated record.